Mytilus trossulus (common blue mussel) is the source of this 5169-nucleotide messenger RNA. RefSeq lists its product as uncharacterized. The transcript has 8 exons. The record is from RefSeq and is a predicted model, not a curated record. Lineage: Eukaryota; Metazoa; Mollusca; Bivalvia; Mytilida; Mytilidae. Gene Ontology annotation, biological process: cell communication. Gene Ontology annotation, cellular component: membrane. Bases 1 to 5169 code for a protein of 1722 amino acids.
AUGACAGUAACAGCUUCCUUUUUAGAAAUCAAAUAUCAAGGUACAAUGUUGAUGAAUCAUGGUUAUAUUGAUGCUGGAGAGGUGGACUUGGAACCAGAAGGGGAGAUAAAUCUAGAUGGUAGAGGAUAUGAAGCAAUGAUAGGUUUAGGUGUAGGGAGUGGUACUGCUGGAGGAAGUUAUGGUGGAGUUGGUGGAGGAGCUGAUGAUUCUUAUCCCCAUGGGUCUCUGUUUUCACCGUCAGAUCUUGGCAGUGGUGGUGCGGGAGGGAGCAGUGCUGGGUCUGGAGGAGGGUAUCUUCACAUGAAAGUUGGAAGAAACAUCCAUGUGGAUGGUGUCAUUAGUGCCAAUGGAACAGAAGCCACCAGUGGCAGUACUGGUGGUGGAAGUGGUGGCAGUUUAUUUGUAGAGGCCUACAAUAUUUCUGGACAUGGUAUAAUAGCUGUACAUGGAGGUGAUGGAAGUGGCACAGGAGGAGGAGGAAGUGGAGGUAGAGUGGCUCUUCAUGUUGGUUCUUUUAAUUUGUAUGGAGGGGAGUAUCUAUCACGAGGAGGUAAAGGAUCAAGUGAUGGUGGACCAGGAACUACCUUCAAGUAUGAAUCACAGAGAGGUCCUACAUAUAGAGAACUGAAAUAUAAUCCACGACUUAAUAAGACUAUGAUUCAACCAGAGCAUUCAAAACUAUUAGUGGAUAAUGGUGACUUAACAACGGACAAUCCAGCCAUGGUAAUGGAAAACAAUAGUGUUUAUUAUGAAUUUGAUGAGGUUCAAGUGGAAGGAUACUCAUAUGUGCACUUCUACCAUCCUAAAGGAACAAAAAAUCUAACUGUGAUUAUCCAUGAACUUACCGGUAACAAGAAAGGUCUUGUUCGUGUCCAGAUACGUCAACAAGUAAUUGUUAACUAUGUAGAAUCUACACAUACAUUGCUUGAUGCUCCUUGUGGUUUCCACGUUGAUAUUGGAGGAGAACUAGUAAUGCCAACUGACUUCAUAUUGACAACUGAAAGGUUUAUUCUUAGUGGAAGAAUGGUUGGAGUAGAAAAUCUUUACAUAGAACGUAAUGCAGAAUUAACAAUAUCGGAACAAGCUCACACAAGCCAGAUCAAAUCUCUGGUCAUGUGGUAUACAGAAAUGCCAGAGAAUAGUUACGCCCCCGGGUUAAUUGCUGUUGGAACAUUGAAUGUAAACAAUCUAGGCAAAAUAACUGUGACCAUUGAUCCUUUGAAUCCAACUUUCCAAAUAGGUAAUCUUACUGUGAAGAAUGGAGGUACUAUAGAAACUGACACUUUGAAGGUCACCUUAAAUGCUACAAUGAUAACAGUAGAAAAGGGUGGAUCUGUUACUGGUGAUGGUCAUGGCUAUGGAGUUGAGGAGGGUGAUGGAGCAGGUACCAGAUCUUCCUAUGAUUCAUCUGGAGCUGGACAUGGCAGUGCAGGAGGUAGAAGUGAAGAUACAACCACAGUUGGCAGUCAGUAUGGAUCGGUAUUAACAGCAUCAGAACCUGGAAGUGGAGGAGGCGGUUCCAGUGGUGGAGCAGGUGGCAGUCAUAUCACUUUCAAUGUAGGGGAGACCCUACGUUUGGAUGGCAGUAUAUCCGUGAGUGGAGAGAAUGGACUAACUAGUACAUUUAAUUCUGGAGGUGGAAGUGGUGGUAGUGUGAUGAUAACAGCUUACAGUAUCAGAGGGUAUGGUCAGUGUACAGCCAAUGGUGGUCAAGCCUUCUCUGGUACAAUCAGUAGUGAAUUUUAUGCCAAUGGAGGUGGUUCAGGAGGAAGAAUAGCCAUAUACUUGUCAGAAUACAUGUUGUUUAAUGGAGAUUUGGUGGCUACAGGUGGCACUGCUUACUACCCUGGUGGUCCAGGUACCGUCUAUGUUCAGUCACAUGUUGCUAACAACAUGCACAAGGAGUUAUGGAUAGAUAAUUUAGGCAGAGGUGAUGAAAACAGCUGUGAUUACCGCACAGAGAUAGACAAUAUAGACCUAGAUGUGAUCCACGUAGAGAACAGAGCAUGUGCAGUACCUACUAAUACACCUUUGUAUGUUGGUCACAUCCACAGUGGAACAGGAUUACUACAAGUUGAAGCUGGAAUUGCUGUUAAGAUUUCAACUCUAAAACUAAAGGAUUCUAUUGGAGCUAACUUAUAUGGUAUGAAAGAUUCAAAAAUCAUGUAUGCAUCCACAAUCUUCGUAGAACAGACAAUGACCAUCUAUGGCACCAUGACUGGGUUAGAUCACUUAUACUCAAGAGGAACAAGCAGGUUAACAAGUGAUGGCAACUUAAUGGCCAACUCUGGUGAAGAAAUAACAGGAGCAUAUCAGUUAACAUCAGCUACAGUGCUGGCUGGUGGUAAAAUGGCAUUAAAUGAUACAGGCUAUACAACAGACAACGGUGUAUACCUUGUUGCAGACUUUAUCCACGUGGAACAUACUGGUUUGUUUGAAAUUUAUCCAUCUGGUACUGUAUUUGGUGGUGUGUUUGACAUUGAAAAGUCUAGCACUGUCCUUGGACUGAGGCUUGGGUACCCACCAGCCUCUGGACCAGGAGCUGGAACGUCUUGUAGUGGAGCAGGUGGAGCUGCCCAUGGGGGUAAUGGAGGUCGUGGUUACAGUAGUUGUCAUCAUUAUUGUGCUGGAAGUACAUCUACAUAUGACUCAGAAGUCUGUCUACCAAUCACUGCUGGCAGUGGAGGGGCACGUGGUAGCCACUAUUUGGCUGAAGGAGGAUGGGGAGGCUCAGCUAUCAAGGUCAUCACUAGAAACGCCAUGUAUUUGGAGGGAACAGUUGAUAUGGAUGGUGCAAAUGGAGUGUCUGGUGGUGCUGGUGGCAGUGGUGGCUCUGUGUGGCUGGAUAGUGAGAUUAUUGAAGGAUGGGGUGAACUGACAGCCAAUGGAGGUGGGGGUUCCAAUGCCUAUUACAACUGUCACUACUAUGGUGGUGGAGGAGGAGGCGGUAGAAUUAGAACAUAUACUGGAAACUACACACACAAGGUCUUAUACAACCAACGGUAUGUCAAUGGUGGAUCUGGUAGCUAUGGAAGUGGAGGUACUGGUUCUCUUUGUGAUUCAUCUGGUGGUCUCUGUAGUAAUCAUGGAUCAUUUGAGUCAGGUGCUUGUAUCUGUGAUCCGGGGUAUGUUGGCAUGGACUGCCAGUACAACUGCACUGCUGCUAUAACUUGUUCAGGACAGGGAACAUGUGCUCAAGAUGGAACUUGUAUUUGUGAAGCCGGCUAUGUUGGCCAUCGAUGUGACAGUAACUGCCAUGAUGAUGUGACUUGCUCUGGUAAUGGAAAAUGUACUGCUAUUGGAACUUGCAUCUGUGAUCCUUGUUACCUUGGUGAUGACUGUUCCAACCUGUGUGGAGGUCAAGGACAGUGUGUUGGUGACAAAUGUGAAUGUGAUGAAUGCCAUCUUGGAGAGUUCUGUGAAUCAGAAUGUAAUGAUCAUGGUAGCUGUGUGGAUGGUAUAUGUAGUUGUACAGAUAACUGGCAGGAAGAUAAAUGUACCAGACCAGGAUGUCCUUCUAUCAACACCCAGUCAUGCUCUGGACAUGGUAUCUGUCUGGCAGGCAUUGGUACAUGUGUUUGUGAUCCUGGAUGGUCAGGCCCUGAUUGUGGAUCUCCUGAUUGUCCUGGUGAUCCUAACUGUAAUAGUCAUGGAUACUGUAAUACAACGUUUGAACCACCUCAAUGUUCCAAUUGUGAUGACGAAUGGGCGGGACCAGCCUGUGGAGAUCCUUGUGUGUACGGCUUACCUGAUGAUCAAAAUGUUUGUAUCUGUGAGAAGAUAUGUUACCAUGGUACUGGUUGUGACAUAGAAUGUUCAGGGAAUGGUGAGUGUGCUAAUGAUGGAAGCUGUUUCUGUGAUCCAUUGAUUGGCUGGAGUGGCAAAUAUUGUGAAGUACCAGGAUGUCCCAGACAUCCUUCAACUGACGUGGAGUGUAGCGAACAUGGUGACUGUAACAGUGAAGAUCGUGAGUGUAAAUGUUUUAGAGGAUGGAUUGGUGCUGCUUGUCACAUUGCUGACUGUCCUGGAACACCUGACUGUAAUGACCGUGGUACUUGUGAUGAGUGGGGCUUUGAUCCUCCACAAUGUCAGAACUGUACAGGAGACUGGAUGGGACCAGCUUGUAAUGAUCCCUGUGUUAAUGGCACUCAGACACCUAUGAACUCUGGGAACUGUCUAUGUGAUCCUGGUUUCGCUGGAGUGGGAUGUGACUCUGAAUGUUCUGAGAAUGGUAAAAUUGUAGAUGGAGAGUGUGAAUGUGAUUAUGUCACAGGUUGGAAAGGAGAUUUAUGUGACAUUCCUGGAUGUCCUGGAUUAUAUAAAUUGGAUUGCUCAGAUAGAGGUGGAUGUGAAAGUGCCACACAUACAUGUACCUGUAGACCAGGAUGGACUGGUAUAGGAUGUGAGUAUGCUGAUUGUGCUGGUACCCCUGACUGUAAUAACCAUGGAAUGUGUGAUGACAGUGAAGAUCCUCCUGAUUGCAAAUGUGAUGCUAAAUGGUUUGGUCAUUCCUGUGAAGAACCAUGUGUUAAUGGAGUUGUCUCCCCUCAGUAUAGUGACAAUUGUACCUGUAAUAUAGGAUGGGCAGGUAUCAACUGUGACUCUGAGUGUUCUGAUCAUGGCACAAUAGUUAACAAUCAAUGUGAAUGUGAUGUUGGUUGGCGAGGGGACCUUUGUGAUGUCCCAGGAUGUCCUGGGAUUGGCAAAGACUGUACAGGGCGUGGCAUCUGUAAUACAAUAUCACAUGUAUGUGCGUGUUUCCCAGGCUGGGGAGGUGAUGGAUGUGAGUAUGCUGACUGCCCAGGAAACCCUGAUUGUAAUGAACGAGGAACAUGUGACUCAACCCAUGACCCUCCUAUCUGUUUGGAUUGUAUAUCUGGUUGGAUGGGAGCUGCCUGUGCAGACCCCUGUGUACAAGGAGCACAGGUACCAGCCAAUAGUGGAUUCUGUAGUUGUGAGCCUUGCUAUGCUGGAUUAGGAUGCAACAGUGAAUGUAAUGGUAAUGGAAAAUGUAAUGGUACACUAAAUGCCUGUGAUUGUGAUGUGGGAUGGCGCGGUACUAAAUGUGAGGUUCCUGGAUGUCCUGGAGAAACCGAAGAUUGUACUUUACAUGGAAAAUGUAACACAGCAAAUCAUAUAUGUACCUGUGUACCUGGUAAAUACAAUUGA